AUAUCCGGUAGACGCCUACAGAGUCGGAGGUGCACUGUCGACCCACCUGUGUAGGAAAUGUAGUCUCAACUCGUCCGAACGUAAAGAAAAUGAAAAUUACGAGGACUGAUUUGUUAGCAAUUUCAAGGAAGACAAAAAUUUUUACACCACUAAACUCUGGCUUCCUCCAUACGCAAAAAAGGUUUUGGAUUUCUGCAACAUCAUGGAUCAGUAUAUAAUAAUGACUUUUCCAGGAAAAAGUUGAAUUAGGUAGAUGACGGUCCUAAUUACCAAACAGGCCUCGAGCUUGCUCCCUCCUUCUGGAGUGGGUAUUUGGAGUUCUUCGUUUCUUGAUGAUUUGGUAUUUGAAUUAUUGCUGGGUUUGGAGAGAGAUGGCCAUAGCCCGGUUCGGUCGCCAAGCAAAGCGCUCGUAUGGGCUUUGCGUCAAGAUGACGGCAGUGACUGUGUUGGGAUUGUGUUUUGUAUUCAUUUGGUCGAUGUUUUCGUCUUCUUCUUCCGUGGUUUCUCAGAGGAGUAGGUUUGGUGAUAUCACCGAAUCGGUUUCUGCCAAUGGGAAGCUUACUGGCUCUGCGAUUGUGUCCGAGAAGAAAGAACCAAGAAAGGAUCUUGGAAAUAAAGAUGACAAAAAAGCGAAUUUUGAAUCUGAUUUGGAAGAGAAAGGUGGGAAUAAGGUUAAUGGGUCUUUGUCUUAUAUGCCUGCUGAUGCACACAAGAGAGGGAAUGGAGGUUCUGUGAAGAAAGAGGGAACUAACGUUAAGUCACCCAAGAAGGAUGAGAGAAAGAAACCUGGGUUGGUGAGAUCUGAAGGUGAAGAGUUGCAGAAAGAUCAGGAGGGAGAACAAGAAGAGGAAGUGGAAGAAAAUGAGACGGAAGAAAAAGCAGCAGAUGGAGAAGAAGGUAAAGGAAAUGAGGACCUGGAAGAGGAUGCUGAGUCGCUUGCGGCAGAUGAUGUGAAUCUGGAACCUGUGGAGAAGGUGGAUGAUGAGGGGGGCGGGUUGAAAGGUACUGGGAAGAAGAGAAAGAUAAAAGGGCCUUUAUUCGAUCCAAAAGCUCAUUAUACUUGGAAAUUAUGCAGCACAAGAAGCAAGCAUAAUUACAUUCCUUGUAUCGACAUUGAAAGUGCCAGUGGAAGGCUGCAGAGUUAUCGGCAUCAUGAGAGAAGUUGUCCUAGGACAUCUCCAAUGUGCCUUGUUCCCCUUCCUCCUGAGGGCUAUGCGACUCCAUUUAGCUGGCCGGAAAGCAAAUCAAAGAUAUUUUACAAGAAUGUGGCACAUCCAAAACUAGCAGCCUUUAUCAAGAUGCACAAUUGGGUAGUCAAGUCUGGAGAGUAUCUCACUUUCCCUCAAAAGCAAUCUGAAUUCAAGGGUGGAACCCUGCAUUAUCUUGAAUCCAUUGAAGAGAUGGUACCAGAUAUUGAAUGGGGAAAAAACAUUCGCAUUGUUUUGGAAAUUGGAUGCACAGACUCAAGCUUUGCUGCUGCUUUACUUGAUAAGGAUGUUUUGACACUUACUCUAGGUUUGAAGGAUGCCCUAGUGGACCUGGCACAGGUUGCUCUUGAGCGUGGUUUUCCUGCAGUAGUCAGCCCUUUUAGAAGUAGGAGGAUUCCUUUUCCCAGUGGUGUUUUUGAUGCUAUUCAUUGUGGUGAAUGUCAAACACAAUGGCAUUCUAAUGGAGGCAAGCUUCUUUUGGAGAUGAAUCGGAUUUUGAGGCCUGGUGGAUAUUUUAUUUUGUCGAAUAAACAUGAUAGUAUUGAAAUUGAAGAAGCUAUGUCCACACUGACAGCAUCCAUCUGUUGGAAUAUCUUGGCUCAUAAAACUGAUGAAAUCAGUGAAGCAGGUGUCAAAAUUUAUCAAAAGCCAGAAUCAAAUGAUAUAUAUAAAUUAAGAAGGAAGAAAGAUCCUCCUUUAUGCAAAGAAAAUGAGAACCCGGAUGCUUCCUGGUAUGUUCCGAUAAAAAGUUGCUUGCACAACAUUCCUGAAUCUAUUGAACAACGUGGAAGCGAGUGGCCUGAGGAAUGGCCGAAAAGGUUGGAAACUUUUCCGGACUGGAUGAACAACAAGGAGAAACUCAUAGCCGACACUCAGCACUGGAAAGCUAUUGUUGAAAAGUCGUACCUUACUGGAAUGGGUAUUGAAUGGUCAAAUAUCCGGAAUAUAAUGGACAUGAAAGCAAUACAUGGAGGAUUUGCUGCUGCCCUUUCGCAACAAAAGGUUUGGGUUAUGAAUGUGAUCCCUGUGCAUGCACCAGAUACACUUCCUAUUAUAUUUGAACGUGGUCUGCUUGGUAUUUACCAUGACUGGUGUGAAUCUUUUGGUACCUAUCCAAGAUCGUACGACCUUUUGCAUGCUGAUCAUCUCUUCUCAAGGCUUAAGAACAGGUGUAAGCAGCCCGUGGCAAUUGUUGUUGAGAUGGAUCGGUUGUUAAGGCCCGGUGGUUGGGCAAUUUUGCGGGAUAAGGUAGAGAUACUCGAUCCAUUAGAAGGAAUUUUCAGAAGUUUUCACUGGGAAAUACGGAUGACUUAUUAUCAGGACAAGGAAGGUAUCAUGUGUGUCCAGAAAACCUUGUGGAGACCCUGAUUUUCUGCUGUGCUGCCUGCAUUUUAGAGCCCUGCUUUCCUCUUUUUCGGUUGUCGACGAGAAUCUGCAGCCGACCCUUUAGGUAAAAAGUCCUAGUUUCCUUACUGUCCUAUGUUUCACGAUCUCCUACAACAUCCGAUUGACAAAGCUGGUGCCCUGUAUUAGGAUUAAGGAAAGUGAUUCUUGUAGUCAGUUUUGUUCGAGAUUUAAGACAGAUUUAGAGUAGUUUUAGGACACAACUCUGUAUUUUUGUUGCGAUUGUACUCGUUUGUUUUAUGACAAGCAAACUUAAAUGCGAUUGCUUGUACUCAGCCUCAUCUGUAAUUGCCCUGUUAUUUUCUUUUGACAAAUUGGACGAGUUUCUUC
Molecule: messenger RNA, 2942 nt
Organism: Diospyros lotus (date-plum)
Lineage: Eukaryota; Viridiplantae; Streptophyta; Magnoliopsida; Ericales; Ebenaceae
Product: probable methyltransferase PMT28
Exons: 9
Coding region: 333-2576 (747 amino acids)
Cellular component (GO): cytoplasm; trans-Golgi network; endosome
Molecular function (GO): methyltransferase activity
Source: RefSeq, a predicted model, not a curated record